Odobenus rosmarus divergens (Pacific walrus) is the source of this 1031-nucleotide messenger RNA. RefSeq names its product PRKR interacting protein 1 (IL11 inducible) (gene PRKRIP1). The transcript has 7 exons. Gene Ontology annotation, biological process: negative regulation of protein kinase activity. The record is from RefSeq and is a predicted model, not a curated record. Bases 40 to 597 code for a protein of 185 amino acids. Gene Ontology annotation, cellular component: nucleolus. Lineage: Eukaryota; Metazoa; Chordata; Mammalia; Carnivora; Odobenidae. Gene Ontology annotation, molecular function: protein kinase binding; double-stranded RNA binding; protein kinase inhibitor activity.
GCCGCCGCUGCCGCUCGCCGAGAGAGAAGGGGGGCUGUGAUGGCGAGUUCGGCUGCCUCCUCGGUGCGACCGCCGAGGCCCAAGAAAGAACCACAAGCGCUCGUUAUCCCCAAAAAUGCGGCAGAAGAGCAGAAGCUCAAGCUGGAGCGGCUCAUGAAGAACCCGGACAAAGCAGUUCCAAUUCCAGAAAAAAUGAGCGAAUGGGCACCUCGGCCUCCCCCAGAAUUUGUUCGAGAUGUAAUGGGUUCAAGCGCUGGGGCUGGCAGUGGAGAGUUCCAUGUCUACAGGCAUCUGCGCCGGAGAGAGUACCAGCGACAGGACUACAUGGAUGCGAUGGCCGAGAAGCAAAAAUUGGAUGCAGAGUUUCAGAAGAGAUUGGAGAGGAAUAAAACUGCUGCAGAGGAGCAGACAGCAAAACGGCGGAAAAAGCGCCAGAAGUUGAAAGAGAAGAAAUUAUUGGCAAAGAAGAUGAAACUUGAACAGAAGAAACAAAAAGAAGGAUCCAGUCAGUCCCAGGAGCAGCCAUCCAGUAGCUCUGAGGAAGCAUCUGGAACAGAGGAGGAGGAGGAGCAGCCCAGCUUCAUCACGGGGCGAUGACAGUGUUUGCUGUAGUGGGCUGUCUGGAGCCUGGCCCAUUCUGUGACCAGGGCCUCAGAAAACCCUCCACACAACCCGAGGGAAAAGGAGGCUCUGUUUCAACUCAGUUCCCCUCCCAGCACUUUGCUAGAGGGAAGCAAGUGGGAACCCAUCUUGACCGUUGACGACCCCGCCUGUGGGCAGGCCUCCAUGCCUGUGGGACAGAGAGGACCGGCUCCUGGACCCCUGGGGCACCGCCGAGCAGAGUUCAUUCAGGUUCCCACUGAUAGUGAACACGUAUUACCUUCUGCCCCUGUAUGGAUUUUCCUGGUCCCCACCCUGGGCCAGGCGACAUCUGUGAUCACUUCUGUUCUUUAAACAAUUCAAGCCACAGGAAUUUUUCUUUCCCAGGAAACUGAAAUGGAAAAUUCAGCCCUAAUAAAUGAGCACACCCG